AUAUUCUUACAAAUGAUAAUAAUUUUAUUUUUCAGCUAUCCUCAAAGAAGCAAGGCCUUAUAAUGCAUAAACAUAUGCGCAGACACAAGUUGAAAACAACAAAAGUAAUCCAAAACGACUGGAGAGAGAUCAGACCGUACCAGUGAGCUUUACAAAUAUAAUAGCUGGUACAUAGGAGAUGACUGAGGUAUCAGAAGUAUCAACAUCGUCCCCUUUGGAGCUGUUGGCUGCGGGUCGCAGACAUCUGGCUGUGAGAGACUUCAGUGCGGCAGCCAGCACCCUUGCAGAGGCCUGUGAAGGACUCGCUAAGGAACACGGAGACACUGCCGAUCAGUGCGCUGAGGCUUAUUUAUGGUAUGGUAAAGCCCUUCUUGGUUUAUCAAGAGAGGAGAGUGGAGUCCUAGGAGAUGGCAUGCCAGGGUCUGGUAAUGCUGAUGGGGAGGAAGAAGAUGAGGAAGAACAAGAAGAGAAUGGUGAAAAUGGCGAGAAUGGAGAAGCAGAGGCAGAGGUAGAUGAGACAGCAGAACCAGAGAAGGAGAAAGCAAACGGAGAAGUAGAGAAGAGUGAAGCGGAGUCCACCACUAAGGAAGAGGAGCCGGGCAGCAGCACUGCACAAGAAGAUAACGAGGAACCUGGAACAACAAACGGCGACGCACACGACGAGUCUGCAAUGAAUGUCGAUGCUGAGGAUGAUGUUGAUAACCUACAACUUGCGUGGGAAAUGCUUGACCUAGCCCGCAGCAUCCUGUACCGCCGCGUGCAGGAGGGCGGCGGCGCGGGCCGCGCGCAGCUGGCGGACGUGUACCUCGCGCUCGGCGAGGUGGCGCUCGAGAGCGAGACCUACGACAAGGCUGUCACUGACAUGCAGAGCUGUCUUGAUCUUCAGAAGGAACUUUAUCGCAGUGACGACAGGCGCAUUGCAGAGACUCAUUAUCAAAUUGGUUUGGCAAACUCCCUGGCAUCAAACUUCGAAGACGCGAUCACGCACUUCAAAAAUGCAGCAAACAUUCUAGAAACUAGAAUCAAGACACUAGAAAACCCUGCUGCCGUGACCGACGAUGCUACAGUCAAGAAAUUCACUACAGCGGACCCAUUCUACUCUGUGGAAGGAGAAAUUAAGGAGUUAAAGGAACUUCUGCCUGAAAUACAGGAGAAAAUUCAGGAUAUGAUGGACUAUAAGGCUGAGACAAUAAAACGCGUCCGCGAGACGCUCUGUUCCACGAACGGAGAAGGUUCGUCAACGUCAAACGGCGCGGGCCCUAGCUCUAGUUCCAGUUCAUCGUCAGCUCCGAAACCCGCUGCCUCCGACAUUUCUCAUCUCAUUAAAAGGAAGAGGAAGGCCAGUGAGGGCGAAGCAGAUUCUUCAGCAUCCAAGAGAGUGAACACGUGAAUACGACGAACUAACACACUUUUACUAAUCUGUAAGGGCCCCCACGCGAUUGUAAAUUAUUUAAAAAAUCGGUUCGAUUGUGAUGAAGCUUUCUUUGAGCCUGUAAGAUGAUAUUGAAAAUUGAUUUUGUUUUUUCAUAAAUCUGGUCAAUAAAUAAUUCGUAAUUAUGAUGUUAUUAUGUAAUACAACCCGUCCCUUUGUUAUAAUGUAAUGUCACAAACAUUCGUAUGUAUAUCGAAUUUUAUGAUACCUUUAUUGCAAUUUAUUCGUCGUAUAAGGCCAGUCAUUGUCACUAAUGGCUUACAGAAAUGACCAUAAGUACUUCCAUUCGUUAUUAAAUCAUUAUAACAAUACAUUUUUCGUAAAAAAUUGUCUUUCAAGCUCAAAGAUUAUUAAAAUUAAGAGUAAAUUAUUUCAAUUACCCCUAGGUACGCGUUGGGGCCUGAGCAUAUAAUAUUGUGUACAAAGUGGUCAAAAUGUUAAUGAGAAUCUAAUUUCUAAGUGUACUGAUUAUUGUUAUGUAUACAUUUUGUGGAGUCCUUGUGUUUGUCAGAAAAUUAUUAUUACUAUUUGAAGAGGCAUAUUCUUGUCCCAAAAAAAUAAGGUGAAAAUUCCAGUGAGAUUUACCAGAAUGAUUUUGAGGCUUCUUUUAGAGACCCAAAAAGGUCUUUCAAAAUCCUUCAGGUCGUCAUCAGUGUCUUUCUCAUUACAAAUAAAAAAAGUCUUUGGAAAAUGCUGAGAUCUUUCGUAUGCAAAAGAUGAGAUAUAAAAAAAUAUCGUAGCCUAUAUUUGCGUUAUGUUAUUUCCUAUAGAACAGAUCAUUCGAUUUAAUAUUUCAUUUUAUGUUGUUUCUACACGCGAAGCAUUGCUUCUAGAAUGGGGACUACGUAAAUCGAGAGUUAAAAAGAGAUUUCACAUGCAUAUUUAGUAGCUAACCACUUAGUUGGCAUCGAAAAGUUUAAAAUAUCCUUGUUCCUUUGAACGAAGACCUUUUGUAAAAGCUAGUCCACGAACUCAAACAUCUCAGCUGCAAAAACUUCGGUAGCUCUGAUGAAAAAUUUACUUUUGGUAGAUAAGUUUGUCCAAAGAGUAUUUUGUAAUUUUUAUUGUCUCAAUGCUCUUUGCUGACCUCACCUUCAAAAUAGGUACUGAAAUUUAUCUUUUGCAGCACAAGACGUUUUCUAGAAAUUCACAAUAAUUAUGUUGAUUGGAUUCGAUAAGCUUGACGUCAAUAAAAGGAUAAAUAUUGGAUGGUUUAAGAUAGAAAGUGCUUAUCAAGCUUCUUAAAAUAAAAUGAAUUCCGGUAUUUCGAUAGUAGUAGGUAGGUAUUGUAAGGUAAGUAAGAUAGCUUGUCGUAAAUAAAAUAAUAUAAGCAACAUGUUGUAAUAUCGUCAUUUCAGACCUUGUUUUACAAUUAAAUAUUAAUUUUCAUAGA
Molecule: messenger RNA, 2825 nt
Organism: Helicoverpa zea (corn earworm)
Lineage: Eukaryota; Metazoa; Arthropoda; Insecta; Lepidoptera; Noctuidae
Gene: Nasp
Product: histone-binding protein N1/N2
Exons: 9
Coding region: 179-1390 (403 amino acids)
Biological process (GO): CENP-A containing chromatin assembly; DNA replication-dependent chromatin assembly
Cellular component (GO): nucleoplasm
Molecular function (GO): histone binding
Source: RefSeq, a predicted model, not a curated record